Molecule: messenger RNA, 858 nt
Organism: Pseudozyma hubeiensis SY62
Lineage: Eukaryota; Fungi; Basidiomycota; Ustilaginomycetes; Ustilaginales; Ustilaginaceae
Product: ankyrin repeat domain-containing protein
Exons: 1
Coding region: 1-858 (285 amino acids)
Source: RefSeq, a predicted model, not a curated record
AUGCUGCUGAACCCUCGACUCCUCAUACGCGUCCAAGACCUUUUGUGCGCUACCCCCGUUCUGACCCGCAUACGUUGCGCUUUCGCUCGUCGCGCUCGUGGGUUGCAUUUGAUGGUCGCCCCAGCCCGCGUUACCUCCUGCGGUGGUGGAAGGGUAAUCGUAUCCGCCGGUGACGACGUUGUCCAGACGUUCGCUCCUCCAAUUCAACCAAGCCAGUACGGUCACAGCUACUGCAAUGGGGAUAGCGAUGAGGGCCAUGUAAAACGCUGGUCCGGGCAUGGACUUUGGGUUGUCAGCGACCCUGUUCAUCUGACGCUGAACGUACACGAACAGGGCGAUAUCGAUCGCAAACGCAAUCAACGCCAACAAGGCCGCCACACCGUUCACCACCACCGCCGUUGCCCUGAUGACCUGCUUCGGGAUCGCCAGCCCAACCAAUCCGAUCAGUGCGGCGACAAACGCGACGACGUGAACUGCCAACCCGCGCGUCCAGGAGGAUCCGAUGGUGAUGCUGUCCCUAGCAGCAGUGCUGGUGUUGUUCGGGUUGAUGCCGAACGUAGCGCUGUAACCGUGCGAGUGUUUGAAGCAGGCAAAGUUCGAAGUGCCGUUGAGCGAGGAGCAGUAACCCCAAGUACCGAACUUCAGACCGCCAAUCGGUCGUUCUCGAUUGGUACCGUUGGUGAGAUCGACAAUUCCAUCCAGUCGACUGGAUCGGACGAAAUCGAACGGCGUAGAAUCGGACAGCGUCGUGGGCGUGGAAAUGGUGACGAGCACGAGCAGGAUCACCGAAAUCGCCGAGAGCGUGAGUGCUGGGAUGAGGUAUUUCUUCGUCAUGUCGAAAACGAGUGCGGAUAUUGA